CCAUAUUUGAUUCGAUUAUGCUGUUCUGGCUGCGACAACCAGUUUAGCCAGUUCGUAACGAAAAAAAACGGUGUCUUUUCUUCACUACACACGGCCAGCGUUAAGGUUAAUCUACGACGAAGUACCAGCUGUAUUCACAGUAACAGCAGUUUAUAAUCUGUAGUCCAACGAUGAAUCCCGAAUAUGACUAUUUAUUCAAGCUGCUCCUGAUCGGUGAUUCUGGUGUCGGAAAGUCUUGUCUCCUUCUCCGGUUUGCAGAUGACACGUACACAGAGAGCUACAUUAGUACCAUCGGUGUGGACUUCAAGAUCAGGACCAUUGAGCUGGACGGAAAGACCAUAAAACUUCAGAUUUGGGACACGGCCGGCCAGGAACGGUUCCGCACCAUCACCUCCAGUUACUACAGAGGAGCUCACGGCAUUAUAGUGGUUUACGAUGUGACGGAUCAGGAGUCCUUCAAUAAUGUCAAACAGUGGCUACAGGAGAUCGACCGCUACGCCAGCGAGAACGUCAACAAGCUGCUAGUAGGCAACAAGUGUGACCUCACAACGAAGAAGGUUGUCGAUUACACCACAGCUAAGGAAUUUGCCGACAACUUGGGCAUCCCCUUCUUGGAGACGAGCGCCAAGAGCGCCACCAACGUGGAGCAAGCCUUCAUGACCAUGGCGGCCGAGAUCAAGAAGAGGAUGGGCCCCGGGGCCACGGCCGGAUCCUCGGAGAAGUCCAACGUGAAGAUCCAGAGCAAGCCAGUCAACACCUCGUCCGGAGGCUGUUGCUGAGACCUUGAAAACAGCCACGCCCCACUCCAUCUCCCCCCCCCCCCCCCGAGCCCACGACCUGUCUCAAUGUUACCAUGCUCCACAGGGAGAGGGAGGGAGGGAGGAAGAGAGAGAGAGAGAGAGAGGGAGAGAGGGAGAGGGAGAGAGAGGGAGGGAGGGAGGGAGGGAGGGAGGGAGGGAGGAGGAAGACUUUGAGUGGACCGGUUUGUAAGUGUGUGCGCAGUUACACCAGAUUCCCCACCGUAAGCCCAUCCACACCCACCGAACACACUGGGCGGUUCAUUUUUUUUUCUGUUCUUACUUUACCAAAACACACUCAUACUGGAAAAAAAACUAAAUGUACACAAUUUUAACAGUGUGUGAAGUUAACCAAUGUUUUGUUUUUGUUUGCCCCUGCUCUUCCUUUUGAGUUUGCUAAAUGAGUCACUUUUCUAAAAAAAAAAAAAAAAAAACAGAGGAACCCCCCCACCCCACACACACACAGUUGUCUUUUAUUUCGCUGUAGAUAACAGCGUGACUUUGGCCCUGAAUCUCCUCACAUAUACGAAUCGGUAAGCUCUUCAAAUGAAGCACAUGCUUAAAACCAGCAUCAUGCACGUUCAGAUCAGAUCACAUGCUCCCCUCGGGUGCAUGUGAGCGAGUGGCGUCCUGCUCGACAGGAAACCGGUUACGUCGCCUGCUCCCAACUUCACAGUGUCGCCCCUUUAAAAAAAAACAAAAAAAAAAAACGAUGUGCCAGUGCCUUUGUGGCAGGAGAUUCACAUGACAUUUAUGCCUUCGGUGCUCUUGUGUUGUCGGCGUGUUCCCCUCGUAUGCCCACAGUCGUGACUUCUUGCUUAAAGAAUCCACAUUGUAUGAUAGCAGUCAACAUUCCUGUGUGUAUAUAUCUAUAUUCGGCUCUGUGUGUGCUCUGCUGGGUCUUCACGAUACAAUAAGCAUGUGCUGCAUUGGGAGACGUGACGUUCAGCCGCGUGCGUUUUCUCUGCUAAUGUUCCUCAACCGACAGCACAACCGCAACAGGAGAAACGGAAAAACCACCAUCCCAGCUCGAGAAUAAUCUAUAAACUGUAUAUAUUUAUACAUAAAUGUAAGAAGUGAUUUGCAAAUUGUGUAGAGAAGCAAGCGAAUGACAUGAUGCAUAGAUGGAAUUAGUAAUCUCGGCACGUGAUUUCUGGCUGCGGACAUGACAUUUUUGUGGCACGAUGUCGACUAUUAAACAAUGAAGGAGAUCUUUGAUAACUG
Molecule: messenger RNA, 2021 nt
Organism: Anarrhichthys ocellatus (wolf-eel)
Lineage: Eukaryota; Metazoa; Chordata; Actinopteri; Perciformes; Anarhichadidae
Gene: rab1aa
Product: RAB1A, member RAS oncogene family a
Exons: 6
Coding region: 171-779 (202 amino acids)
Molecular function (GO): GTP binding; GTPase activity
Source: RefSeq, a predicted model, not a curated record